AUUUCUUAUCAUCCGCAAAAAGUAUGGGUUCAGACUUAGAGUUAAUGGUUGUAGGUAGAUCAUUGUUAUAAAUGAGGAAAAACAGAGGAACAAGUUCUGAAUCAUGAAGAACUCCAUAUUUUAUAAUGCCGCAACUUGAAUAGGUGCUGUUAGUUGAAUCUGGUGGUGCUAACAGUAACUGUAAUAAAUGUAGUUGCAUAUCUAAUAUAAUGUAUACAUAGUAUCACAAUGGGCUUAUUUUACACAUUGAACAAGCUUUUGAUAUUGUUUACUUUGCUUUGAAUACAUCAGUACCAAACAGCUGAUUCAGGCACUAGUGUGCGCAUGUGCUAGAGAUGUUCGUAUGUCAAUAAUUAUGUUUAAGCGACGUGGAGUAAAUUGAGUGCCGUUACCAGUGUUGUAAUGAUGAGUUUAUGUUCCUGGAUGUUAAUACCGCUAAAACUUUUCCUUCCCGCUAUAAUAGCAGUUUUAUUAAUUUUAAUUGUUGGGCUUCCAUCUCUUAUUAUUGCUUCACGAUACUAUUGCAGGAAGAAAAGGGAAUCCUUGUCUAAGGAUGGAGUACUUCAUGUUGGGUUCUUCCAUCCAUACUGUAACGCAGGUGGAGGAGGGGAGCGAGUUCUCUGGUGUGCAAUCAAGGCACUACAAGUUCGACACACUCAUGUGAAGAUUGUAGUUUAUACAGGAGAUUUAGAUGCUUCUCCUGAAGAAAUCUUGAAACGCGCUGAAAAGAGAUUCAACAUAAAAUUAAUAGAUCCUAUUCAGUUCGUAUACUUACGGCGGCGGAGAUGGGUCGAAGCCGACAUGUAUCCAUACUUCACACUGUUAGGGCAGAGUCUAGGCUCCAUUGUGCUUGGAACAGAGGCACUUACAGCAUUUAUUCCAGAUCUUUACGUCGACACGAUGGGCUAUGCAUUCACGCUGCCGCUUUUCAAGUUUGUUGGAGGCUGUAACGUGGCUUGCUAUGUCCAUUACCCAACCAUUACUGGUGACAUGUUGAGGCGAGUGUCAGGACAUGUGAUUGCUCAUAACAACCGUCCAUAUGUUGCCCGCAGUCCAUUUCUUACAGCGGGGAAACUCCUGUAUUAUAGACUGUUUGCAUGGCUGUAUGGUUGGGUUGGUCGGUGCUCAGACAUGGUGAUGGUGAAUUCUAGUUGGACAGAAGACCACAUCAAUGAGCUCUGGCUGUGCUCCUUGAAGACCCAUCGUGUCUAUCCUCCGUGUGAUGUGGAAGACAUGAAAAAGCUGCUACUCUCAUCAGAAAACAGUAAGUCACAAAAUGGUGCAGAGCAACAAGCAUCGCUGAAAAGCAAAACUGACUCGAAGAAAGCAAGAAAUCUUAUAAAAAUUGUAUCGGUUGGCCAGUUCAGGCCCGAGAAGGAUCACCCACUUCAGCUAAGAGCGAUGUACGAGUUACGGCAGCUUGUUCCUGAAAAUGUGUGGGACAAUAUAAUGCUGGUAUUUGUGGGGUCUUGCCGGAACAGAGAGGAUCAGGAUAGAAUCAAAGACAUGCAAGAUUUGUGCAAGCAUUUGUCUUUGGAGAACAAUGUCCAGUUCAAAGUUAAUGUCAGCUAUGAUGAGCUCAAGAAAGAACUGCAGGAAGGAACAAUCGGCUUGCACGCUAUGUGGAAUGAACAUUUUGGCAUUGGUGUGGUGGAAUGUAUGGCUGCAGGACUCAUUAUGGUGGCACAUCGAUCUGGCGGCCCACUUAUGGAUAUUAUUAUGGAAUCAGAAGGAAGUCGGAAUGGCUUCCUGGCAGAAGAUGAAACUGAAUAUGCUCAGGCUAUUGCCACCAUAUUGAAAUUAUCUUCACAGACAAGAAAACAGAUUCAGGAUGCUGCAAGGGCAUCAGUAGAUCGGUUUUCUGUAGAAGAAUUUGAAAAGGGAUUCUUAAGAGCCAUGGACCCUUUUUUUAGAACACACAGUGAAACAUAAAAGUGAACAUACUUAUACACUUUAUUUAAGAACAGAAGUUCGAUAAGGAAAAGAAGAUACUGACUGAAGAUAAAUGUUAACAGCAAGUAGCAUUUAUAAGUGCUAAUGAUUCCUUGACACACACACAAAAACUAUUUGCUACAGCUGUUAAUGCUAAGACCCUUCAUGAAGCCUCAUCCAUUUUCUGUAGUCUAUAGCAUAUUUGUUCCAAAUAUAAAUUGCUAAUUUACAUGAAACCAGCAAAGUCUAUGUCUCAUGCAUGAUUUAAACUACUCCAAAUAAUAUCCACAUAACUGGGUACCUGUACCGAGUAAAUUAAUUAGGUAAUAUAAUUAUUUUUAUGAAAAAUAAUAUUUCUUAUUAUCAGCAGUAACAAACAAGUUACGUGAAAACAGAAGCUGCAGAAAAGUUUUGUGACACUUUCCAAAUAACAACGGAGACCUGUUGACAACUAUUAACAUUUUGAGAAAGGUCUUUUGGGUAUAAAUUCAGAAAAUAAAAUUUAUAAGUCAUUAAUUUAUAAAAAUAAAGAAUGUUAUUGGUAUAAUAACAUCCUAAAUUUAUAUUUUAUGGCAUCAGAAAGCAUACAGCAUAAGGAGAACUGAAGAUACAGGCAACAAUCACAGUGUGUACUAAACUGUGAAAUGUUUAUUUUUCAUAAACUGUUUAUAAGUGUCUGCAAGGUGGCAUAUGAAGCAACUUGCUAGUGAAUAAUCAUGUCUUUGUACCAUCUGAUGUAUAAAGGCUGUUGUGUAUUGUGUCUAUUGAAUUAAAUGCCUUAUAAAAGUAAUUUACUAUCCUUUAUCCUUCCUGUUCAGAUUGUUAGCACUUAUACCAUUACAGUGACCUGGAAGAAAGUGAAGUUCCGAGCUACUAAUAUAAUAGUAAAUCCAUGCUCAAAUAUAAUAACAAUUGUUCAAGACAAAUUUAUGGCUCUUACAAUUUCUGCUUUGUGUUGAGAAUACUUCUCUCACUAACCACUUAAGGAAUGAAUGUAUCCACUCUGUAUUCUAUGUUCAGAAUGUCUGGAGAGACUUAACUGAUUGGUAGGCAUGAGAAUGGAGUUUUACUUCCAUGCCACGGUGCUUAGAAACAAGCACAACUUUGUGUUUAAAACUUCUUCAGUCUUAGCAAACAAUUCUGCAAUUCUACAAAGUCUUUAUUGCUUUAGGAAAAUAAAUUUGCAUAUGAAUACGACAUAAACAUUACAGACCUCUGAUUUUGAGAACAGAUUUUGAUGGAGAAAAUUGGACAUGAAAGUAACUGGACAAAAACUGGCACAUAAUCAUCAUUGCCCUGACUUCUCCUAUCAGUGCUAGAUGCUAAGGGAUGUAUUUCAGUGGUCUACUAAAUGAAGGUGUGGAAUAUAAGUAACAGAAAACAUACUUUUUUUCUAUUCUUUAUGAUAAAGUGUGUCAUAAGUAGCUAUCUGUAUACUACAGAAUCCCAUCACUGUCAAAACAUUCCUUUCUUACUACACACCUUGUGAUUAGCCUUGAAGUUUGUGCACUUUGCAUUUGAUAUGUAUAGUUGUAUGCAUGAACAUCACAGCUUGUGGUUGUUUUGCUUCACGCAUUACUAUGCAGUACGUCAGUGUUAUGUGAAGCUGCCAUCAGCCAUUCAAACCUGCUGCUAGGAGAAAAGAAAAAAUGAAACUCUUGUUAAUUUGGAUGCUGUUUUGUUGUAAUCUCUUGGUGACAUCAGUAUAUUCAAAACCCACAGUCUAUAAGAAAAAUGAAAAUGAUAAACUAGAGCCAGUAUUAGUACCUGUUUCGUCCACGGUGAUUCCUCUACCUGUAUACAAGGUUGGAUUUGGAGUUGGUGUUGAUGGGACAGGCAAGAAGGCAGCCAAACCAGAUGAAGCUACCAAACUCAUCACAGCUUAUAAGAAGAAAACAGCAAACAGAGAUGACGAUGAAGAAUCAAUUAGCAUCAAACAAAUAUCAAAAGAUGAAUAUGAGAAGAGCUCAUGAAUACCAUGCUUGUAAUGUCAUUUGAGAUUGUAACAUGUUGCUUACUAAUGAAAAAAAACAACAAGAACCUUCCUGAAAUAAUAAUGAUGAUCAAAAUUGUGCACCUACCUGAUAAUCUAUUUAAAUUGUUAAUAUUAAUUCACUACACUUGUCAAGGCAUUUGCAUAAUUUAAUCCUUACUACAUAGAGUUAAUUUACUUUUUGCAUGUAAAUUUGUUAAGACAUUUCCCUGUGACGUAGAAGUUGGCAAGGUUUAUUAAUUUCAAUACAAAUCUGUUAUGUACUUUUCUUUACAAGCUGAAAUCUGUGCUAGUGAAAAAGACAUAUAUAAAUGGAUCAAUAAAAGUAUAGUUGAUACUUGAGGUUCUCACAGCAGUGAAGAUGUCCAUGUUGGUCUUUGGGGCUCUUGCACAAUAUGGACUUCAAGGCAGAUACUAAUGUUUCAAAUGGACAUACUGCCUCCAUCUUCAGCCCUGAACAAUGAAUGGCUGAACAAAAUGACUGCCUUAUGUAAAGAAUAUAUCAUGCAAACACUUUUGUUACUGACUGCAGAAUUUCAGCACAAAGGCACUGUUCAGGUCUUCAUUAAAUUCACAUUCUCUUCAGGCUGCUCCUUCCAUCAAUUCUUCUUCUGUGAAAGAAACACAAUUCCCUGACAAAUGAAGAAGAAUGACUAUUUCUAACAAAAUUAAAGGUGAUCAAAUUCUGGAUUUUGUUAAACAGUGCCUUGUAAUGAAGUACUUGUAGCAGUUUUAAGCAGCUGCACCAAUCCACUGUCAAAUCAUGCUGUAAUCCCCUUAUUUAAAUUGGUAUCACUUGGAUGUCCAUCACGCCACCUACACACACUAUUACUCCUCCUUCAGUAUAAAUUUGCAGUAAAACUGCAUGUACAUCAUGAUGUACCACUAAGUAACAUGCUCCAGCACUGUACAGCCUCAAGUCACAUUCACAAAUGGUUCUCAGCUCGCUUAAAAAAUAAACACUUUAAUCCAUCUUCGUGUAAAACUUUUUAUAAUAUGGUAUCUGGCAAAACUCACAUGAUAAACUACAGCAAACUAAUUUUGUUCAAGUUAUUUCAUACAAUAAAGAUGACAGUGACCCUGAAGAAACACAACAAAGUUAUUAUUGUGAUCUACACGAGUUCUUGGUUUAUAUGAGAAAUAUAUAUAUGCAUUAUUCAACAUUCUGUAAGAUGAGGAAUUUACACUUUAAUUUGAAAAUAAAGGCAAGUAUCUAAGAUUGUA
Zootermopsis nevadensis is the source of this 5149-nucleotide messenger RNA. It is a transcript of the gene Alg11, whose product is annotated as ALG11 alpha-1,2-mannosyltransferase. Lineage: Eukaryota; Metazoa; Arthropoda; Insecta; Blattodea; Termopsidae. Gene Ontology annotation, biological process: protein N-linked glycosylation; dolichol-linked oligosaccharide biosynthetic process. Gene Ontology annotation, cellular component: endoplasmic reticulum membrane. Gene Ontology annotation, molecular function: GDP-Man:Man(3)GlcNAc(2)-PP-Dol alpha-1,2-mannosyltransferase activity. The record is from RefSeq and is a predicted model, not a curated record.